UUUGCUAGUUCUUCUGCAGUGACUACACGGAAGAGCUUGGCAAGCACACAGGUGGCAAGGAUCCAGAGGGAAACAGAUUUUCUCAGAUGUGCACACUGUUCUGCACCUCGCCUGUCUGACCCCCUGGCUCACUUCUGUCAGGAAUGUGGAUCUCCUGUCCCACCUGUGCCAGUGCAUCGCUUCCCACCUCCCGAAGGAGCACAGAUGGCCCCAUGUCUGGAGUGCAGGCAUCUUGUGCCAAUGAACACCCCCACUUGCAUUGUAUGUGAGUCGCCAAUAGCUCCACAGCUGCAGCCCCAAACCAACCUCUGCAUAAAGGGUAAAGUAAUUUGUCAGGUGUGUGGCACAGGAAAUCCUCUUCACCAUAACCACUGUGUGACUUGUGAAAGCAAGCUGCCUGAAAUGCAAACG
Chaetura pelagica (chimney swift) is the source of this 411-nucleotide messenger RNA. RefSeq names its product double zinc ribbon and ankyrin repeat-containing protein 1-like. NCBI's taxonomy places the organism in Eukaryota, Metazoa, Chordata, Aves, Apodiformes, Apodidae. The record is from RefSeq and is a predicted model, not a curated record. The annotation marks the transcript as partial. Gene Ontology annotation, biological process: eye photoreceptor cell development. The transcript has 4 exons.